Messenger RNA from Aplosporella prunicola CBS 121167, 689 nucleotides. RefSeq lists its product as uncharacterized. The record is from RefSeq and is a predicted model, not a curated record. Bases 223 to 567 code for a protein of 114 amino acids. Lineage: Eukaryota; Fungi; Ascomycota; Dothideomycetes; Botryosphaeriales; Aplosporellaceae. The transcript has a single exon.
GCCCUCAACGCCUCCUCCCCCUCCUUUUCGCAACAGGACGCGCAAGCCGCGCGCCCGCAUUGGAAGCGCGGACGGCAGAUCGCGCGCCAGGGGGCCCCCGCCCCGCCCCCGUCCGUGGGCGCGCGCUUGGAGACGUCAUCUGCUCAUCUCCCUUUUGUGGCGGUACCGGGAUGGCUGUCGAAACGAAACGAAACAAUCCGGUUUCGACUCGACUACGCUGGGAUGGGAUGGGGUGGGUGUCUGCCUUGCCUUGCCUUGCCUUACCUCACCUCGAGGCGAAUCGAAUCGAGCAGGGUCCACCGACUACCACAACCAACCAACCAACCAGCCCAGGGCGGGAGGCAGUGCAGGCUCGCGCCCCCGCCCUGUGGCCUGCCUUCUUUCUUACCUACCUAUCUUCGAUCAUCUUUCUGCCUUGCCUUGCCUUGGCUGUUCCAUCCUGUUUCCGGCCCGGCUAGCCUCGUUCACGCAUGCAUGCAUGCUUCCUCUUUUCAGCCUUACCUGCUUUACUCCACCUCAGCUGUACGCAAGCGUGUACGCAACAUCCACGCACGCUCUCCUUUGUAGAUCGUCUCGUCUCGUCUCGUCGUUGUUGUUUCACUGCUGUAGCGCUCGUUCGCUCUCCGUCUGUUUGUCUUGUUGAUCCUCUCUUGUUGUUGUUCCUUUCGUCAUCAUCUUCAUACCUACUC